AUGGAAAGUCAUUUAGAGAAGUUUCCUUCCGCUUGCACACUCGCAGAGACGUCCUAUCAAUUUGCCGGAGACCAUUUGACUGCUGUCGUAUCAAAAGUAGGGACAACCCACGGCAAAGAUGACGUGGUAAUUUGUUUAAGGGCAAUGCUUCAACAACCAAAUGAGAAAACAAUUGAGAAGGCCGCUGAGCUAGAGAUGCGACGCCUAGUCAGGCUCUACUGGAAAACUGGAAGCGCAUGUACUCGCAAACAUCCGAUAUUACGUAUCAUCAGUGAUGUAUUGGUCAGCUUUGUUGAAGAAGGAAAAGAAGAGUUUCAAAACUUCGUCGUCGGUCCAUUCAAGAUUUGUCGCCAUUUAGAUCUGUAUGGCUAUCAGGCCCUGUACUAUGAUCUCAUCGACUCAUCCUACAAACCGCUUCAAGAAUAUAUCAAGCAAAAGAGGGCCAUGUGGGAAGCCAACUUGGGCAUUUCUGUUGGACGGCUUUGGAUCUUAGCAUUACGGUCAACUGUUCAAGCCCUGGAGCCCAGUCUUUCAGGAAAUGUUCUCAGGUUGUCGAAGCUUAUGACAUUUAUAAAAUUUCGUGGUCAAGAUUCACCUCUCAAGACAGGCAACAUCGCGCAGACCUCCAAGCCCACUUUUACUCCCACACCUGGCCGUCGCAGUUUGCCAGGUUUAACGCCCUACGGCAAACAAAUGAAUAGCUGUUGUCCGCCUCUCAUGUUCAAAUCCCAGGUUUCAACAAGAUUUAGUACCUGCCCGAUCAAUCGAAGUUACACGGCAGGUAUAGGACUAAGCAGCCCUGAAAUCCCGUGUGCACUGCUCUACAACUUAACGUCCACGAACAGUGUCAUGAAGUCCAUGCUCGUCUCCUUACUCCUGUUUCCUUUAGCGCUUGCUUUGGUAGUGUCACGGACGCAGAAGGUUGGCUACAAUGGAUACAAAGUUUUGAGACUAUCGCUGGCUAAGAAUAUCGAAAAUGUUGAGGCACAGAUUGAAGAGUUGGCAGCCCAUGUCCUGAACGCUGGAAAAGCCGAGCAUCUGGAUGUCGUGGUUACGCCUAAUAAAGCAGAGGCAGUCGCAAUGUUAGCUCCAAAUCAGCCACCAGCCCUAAGGGAGAGCAAGAGAGAUAAGAAUAGUGGAGACAAAUCACCACCACAGGAACAGUUCUUGGACUUGACACUAGGCGUUUCAGCACCCCUGGGAGAGUUAUUGAAUUUCGCUUAA
Lindgomyces ingoldianus is the source of this 1224-nucleotide messenger RNA. RefSeq lists its product as uncharacterized. The transcript has 8 exons. Bases 1 to 1224 code for a protein of 407 amino acids. The record is from RefSeq and is a predicted model, not a curated record. NCBI's taxonomy places the organism in Eukaryota, Fungi, Ascomycota, Dothideomycetes, Pleosporales, Lindgomycetaceae.